AUGCCUGUAAGUAAAAAAGAAAAAAUACAUAAAGUAAAAACAUUUACUAAGAAAACAUCAUAUUUAAAUUGUCAAAAGCGUGGUAUAAAAUAUGAAAAAGAAGAUAGUGAGGAAAAUUGUAGUCUUUGUAUAAAACAAGGUAAAAAAUGUAUUAUUUUUAAGCCACAAUAUAUGGAAAAACAUAUUGUUGAGCUCACUGAAGAAGUUCGAAGAAAUAAAGAAGAGAUUCAAGAUUUAAAGAUUCGAGUAACAUAUUUAGAAAAAUCACAUAAUAAAUUAAUAUUAAAUCUUAAACAAAGAUCAAUUCUCGAUGAAGAAUUAAAACUCGAAUUCAAUUUUUAG
This is a messenger RNA of Scutellospora calospora, 342 nucleotides long. Lineage: Eukaryota; Fungi; Glomeromycota; Glomeromycetes; Diversisporales; Gigasporaceae. The record is from the annotation of a GenBank genome assembly.